AUGGCCGGAGAAAUGCACCAACUGGCUCAGACCAAAAUUGGCUGUGCUAUCAAGGAAGGAGAUCCGGGGAAGCUGAAAAUGUUACUCCAAGCUGGAGAAGAUGUUCAUUUUAAGGACAGGAAAGGAAAUACAUAUCUUCACUAUGUGAGUUCCAUGAACAGACCAGCUGUAUUUCACAUCAUAGCAGCCUCUGGAAUAGAUGUCAACCUUCAAAACAAACAUGGCCAUACACCUCUUCAUGUCACAGCACUACAGAGACAGAGUGGACACCUUGGUGAUCUUAUGUGUUGGGGAGCUGAUCCAUCUAUAGUUGCACUAAAUAUGAAGACACCAGAGGAGGUGAACCCACAGGACAAGUACUGGCACAAAGUAUAUGACAAAUACAAGCCUGGUAUAUUCCAAGCCGUGAAGAAUCAUGAUGUGGAGAGGGUGAAGGAACUGUUACACUGCUGGUGUAAAACAGACUCAGAAAAGAAUGGUCAGACUUUGCGCCAGUUCGCUGCUGCUCACAAACAUCAUGACAUUGUCAGUAUACUGGACAGACAUCGAGCCACAAUGGAUGCCAUAUAUGGGGUCUUGGAAUUUGACUAUGACAAACUCAAACGAGGAUUAAAGAAGACAAGAUGUGAUGUCAAUUUUCUUAACUGGGCUUCACAAAAACAGCACAUACUACAACAUGCGAUCCAGCUGCGUGACUACAGACUUGUUCAGAUGCUAUGUGAUGCUGGAGCUGAUGUCAACGUUCAUGUCCGCUUAAAGAAUUAUUUCAGGGCUCCCCUUUACUUUGAAGCCAUUUCUCCUGAAAUGAAACCAGACAUUAUGUGGAAGAUUUUGGAAUCAAAUGCAAAUUUUCAUCUGAAAGAUGAGAGAGGAAGGAAUGCUAUGCUCUAUGCCUUGGACAGGGACAGAGGAUUUAUGUCUCUAGAUAUCUUCCGAUAUAUCAUAGAAAAUGGUGGCAACGUGGCAGACAGAGAUGAGACUGGAGUGACCAUAAGAGAUACUGCCAGAUUCGCACGUCGACCAGACAUCAUCAACUAUAUUGAUAAGUGCUAUGUGAAGAUGAUUCGGACCAGUGAUAUUGAGAAAUUACAGGGGCUGGCUACAGAUGGCUAUGAUAGUAUGCUUAUUACUUAUAACGUAAGUGUUGGUUACAGGGAUUCCUUCAUCUAUGCAGCAGGCAAUGAGACAGAUGAUGCCCUUAAGUUUAUUGAAUGGCUGCCUACAUUCCAGAAUGAAACAAAUUCUCUACAGCACAGUAUACGACAUGCCCCAUUAUCUUCUGUGAGGGAUAUCGUAGAAUCCUGUCAAAGCCCAGACAUGCUUGUUAACUGCAGAGAUAAGGCGAUGAGGACACCACUGAUUUUAGCCUGUCUCUUCGCCCGUGAGGAUGUUAUCAAGUAUCUUCUUGGUUUCUCUGCCGUUAUUGUGAACAGCACUGACUGUUGUGACAGAAGCUGUUUGCAUUAUUCCUACAUGUUGGGUGAAGAUGGUGACUCUAUCAGGAAGCUCCUGAUAUCAGCUGGUAUUAAUACUGAUCAAAAAGACACAAACGGCAGAUUGGCACAGGAUUAUACCAAUAUUAGGGAGAAAGAGAGAUGGCUUAAAGAGGAAAAACAUGCAAAAUAUGGCAUGGAACUGGAGCUACUCUGUGUUGACAAGUAUGAAGAGCUGUACAAACUGAUACGUGGGAAAAGAAAAGGAUUGAAGGACUUUGCUGACUGCAUCAGAUACUUUCCAUUUCCAGUUGCAAUGUUCCCAAAAAUAUUGGGUCCGUUAAUGCCUGGAUUUAGAGAUCUCAUUUUCUUGGCCAUUGACUAUGGCAAAGAGGACAUUUGUAUUCGACUGGCAGAUAUUGGAGCUGACCUGUUCAGGAAGGAAAAGUAUACCGUGAAGACUGAUGAUGGAGAGGACAAACCUGUGUACAUGACUGCAGCUGAGAGAGCAUGGGAUCUUUACAUGAAUGACGUUGCUGCCCUAUUGUCUCGGAAGCAGGAGUUCCGACGUCACCAGCCAAAGACACUUUUACCAAAACGUAUUCACGCCCGUUUCCAGGAAGCCAUAGCACUGAAACCAGUUUUAUUUAGAUCUGUCUUCCUUGACAAACAUCUGUAACAUAAAAAGUUUAAAAUGUUCCAGCAUUGAUGGCUGGAAACAAAUUUGUAAUAACUGUAUUAUAUACCUGUGUAUUUUCUUGAGGAUGGUAUUCACAAUUGGCAGGGGUUCUAAUCUUUUUAUUGAAGUGUC
Ylistrum balloti is the source of this 2244-nucleotide messenger RNA. Its product is annotated as serine/threonine-protein phosphatase 6 regulatory ankyrin repeat subunit B-like. The coding region runs from base 1 to 2112 and encodes 703 amino acids. Gene Ontology annotation, molecular function: protein binding. The record is from RefSeq and is a predicted model, not a curated record. The transcript is spliced from 22 exons. Lineage: Eukaryota; Metazoa; Mollusca; Bivalvia; Pectinida; Pectinidae.